CUUAUCUUCCUCAAUACACCAUAUAUAAGAAUUAGGAAUGGAUAUUUCUUGAACAGGACAACUGCCGACUUAACAGAUGGCGCAUGUUAAACUGACCAUUCUUGCCAUAACGGUUGUUAUAGGAUUCCUCUAUGGUCCUGUUCAGGUUAGCUGUCAAGGAGUCCCAGGUCUAGCACUAGGAGGAGGUUUAGGAGGAGGACUAGGACCUCUAGGAGGAGGUUUAGGAGGAGGACUAGGACCUCUAGGAGGAGGUUUAGGAGGAGGUCUAGGAGGGGAUAUGGGACGUUUUAGAGGAGGAUUUGGACGACCGUUAUUACCACGACCUAGAAUAGGACGACCUAUUCACGUUCCAAAAGGAGGAACUCUAGUGCCCUUUCCUGUUCCUAGACCGAUCCCUGUACCUAUACCUAGAUCAAGAAACCGAUCCCGUACAGUACGACGACGAAUUGUUCUUGUCAAUGGCCGGGGUGGAGGUGGCGGUGGCGGAAAUGUAGGGGGCGGAAAUUUAGGAGGAAUUGCAUCUCUGCUGCCCGCGUUACUUUUACCGUUAUUAUUGUUGUCCUUACUUCGUGGUUUGACUACAGCAGCUACAACUACUGCUGCUCCCGUUACUGUGAUAGUGACAGCAGGAAAAUAAACAGCAUCAACGACAACGGCAAUGUAGCGGAAAAAAUACUAAUAUUAGAUGUGCAAAACAGACAUAUUGUGUGUACCCAACAUGUGUUUUUUAUGUCAAUAUAAAUAAGUACCAAUCUGG
Molecule: messenger RNA, 757 nt
Organism: Mytilus trossulus (common blue mussel)
Lineage: Eukaryota; Metazoa; Mollusca; Bivalvia; Mytilida; Mytilidae
Product: BPTI/Kunitz domain-containing protein 2-like
Exons: 4
Coding region: 77-637 (186 amino acids)
Source: RefSeq, a predicted model, not a curated record